ACGAGCUCCCCUCCGCCGAAACAUCUACGUCAGAUUUCACUGGCACUUUCUGAUUCGUUUCUCCCACGUUGUCACAAGCACAGACGCGCAGUGAACCGUCACAUCCCUUUACCGACCGAGGCGGGCUCUCGGUAACCGAACCCUGUCGAACCGGGGCUGUUUGGUGUUGUUUUGGUCCGGGAUGGCGUUCAUGGAGCAGCAGCCGCAGCCGUUGUCCGGCAGGAAGCCGCCGCUGGACGACACCGUGCCGCUGAUCGCCGUGAUCGAGGCCAGCCAGAGUUUACAGUCACACACGGAGUACAUCAUUCGUGUACAGAGGGGCGUUUCCACAGAAAACAGCUGGACGGUCAUCCGCAGAUACAGCGAUUUUGACAUGCUGAAUAAUAGUUUACUGAUCUCCGGCCUCAACCUGCCACUUCCUCCUAAGAAGCUGUUAGGAAACAUGGACCGAGAGUUUAUAGCCGAGCGUCAGAAGGGUCUCCAGGCCUAUCUGAACUACAUCACACGUCACCACAUCCUCUCCAGCUGUGAGCUGGUCAAAAAGUUUCUCGACACUAACAAUUACUCCGUAACCUACACAGAAAUAGCCUUACAGCAGGUGUCCAUGUUCUUCAGAUCCGAUCCAAAAUGGGAAGUUAUUGAGCCGUUAAAAGACAUUGGCUGGCGAUUGAGAAAGAGGUACUUCCUAGUCAAAGACAAAGAUCAACCCAAAGACAAACAAGUAUUAAGUUGGGUGGAUUUGGGUCCAGAUAAGUUCCUGUCCGACAAAGACCUCCAGUCUGCAAUGAAGCUGCUUCCAACUCUGUCUCAUUCAAACAUCUCUCCCGUCAGUUUCGCUACAACCAGUGAAUCGUCUGCUCUAGUCAUUCGAGUUUUCAGCGAGAAAGGAACGCUUAGGGAUCACAUCUGCAAGGUGAAGCCCAAAGAGCCCUUUCUGAAGAAGUACUGCAAUCCCAAAAAGAUCCAGGGUUUGGAGCAGCAGCAGAUCCGAACCUACGGAAGACAGAUUCUGGAGGCACUAAAAUUUCUCCAUGACAAGGGUUUUCCGUAUGGGCAUCUUCAUGCGUCUAACGUCCUGAUCGAGGAGAACACGUGUAAAUUGUUGGAUAUAGAGAAUUCUUUACUGGGACUGCCGUCAUAUUACCGACCCUACGUAACACAGUUCAGGAAAAUUAAUACAACAGAAAGCAUAGACGUCUACUCGUUUGGACAUUUGCUUUAUGAAAUGACGUAUGGCCGCCCGCCUGACGCUGUGCCUGUGGAUCAGUAUCCUCCAGCUCCGUUCUCAUCCAUAGUGUCUGUACUUCAGUCCAUCCUGUCCACGGAGGCUUGCAAAACGGGAAUGCCAACCGUUUCCCAACUCCUACAAACACCGUUAUUCAAUGACAUGCUGCUGUUUAACUCCGAGAAACCCCAGUUUAAGAUAAGCUCCAAAUUAAAGGAGGCUCUAAAAUCGUCCAAGGAAUGCUUGGAGAAGUGCCUAGUGGAGGAACAGAGGACGAUUCACCAGCACAAGAGGCUGACGCGAGCGCAGUCGCACCACGGCUCCGAGGAAGAGAAGCGGAAAAGGAAGAUCUUGGCCAGAAAGAAAUCGAGACAGUCGACGUAUGAAAAUGAGGAGGAUCUUUCUGUCAAAUACAAUAACAACUCUGCAGGUUCUGGGGCGAGUUCACCUCCAACCUGCCCGUCCUCACCCACUCCUUUACCUGGAUCAGGAGCACCUCCAGCACCUCCUCUUCCUCCCCCUGCUGCUCCUCCACCUCCUCCCGGGAACGAACCCGUCCCUUCGUCCCUCUCGCCUCCCGGUGGCAACGGCGCGGGAAGGAGCGCCCUCCUCAGCUCCAUCCAGUCCUUCAAUAAAGUCAAACUGAAAAAAUCAGAGACUGUUGACUGCAGCGGCCCACGUUUGUGAAAAAAAAAAACACACGCUCGUCUUUUAGUGCAAUUUGGCCACUCGAUGUCUUUUAGCAACACUUGUGUCUAGCAGUGAAAAGUGACUGUUUGUACCUGAACUGAUUCAGUGUUUGUUUUGUUCGUUUGUUUUAUUCACAGCCCUGCGUUUUUUGUUUUGUUUUAAGCUGCUCGAUGUAACCUAAAC
Messenger RNA from Sinocyclocheilus anshuiensis, 2098 nucleotides. RefSeq names its product PX domain-containing protein kinase-like protein. The transcript is spliced from 18 exons. Lineage: Eukaryota; Metazoa; Chordata; Actinopteri; Cypriniformes; Cyprinidae. The coding region runs from base 182 to 1912 and encodes 576 amino acids. The record is from RefSeq and is a predicted model, not a curated record. Gene Ontology annotation, cellular component: plasma membrane; late endosome; early endosome. Gene Ontology annotation, biological process: negative regulation of ATP-dependent activity; protein phosphorylation; early endosome to late endosome transport. Gene Ontology annotation, molecular function: protein kinase activity; actin binding; phosphatidylinositol binding.